AUGGCCGGUGGCGACGGCGGAGGGGGCGGCGGGGCGCAGGACGACUUCUUCGACCAGAUGCUGUCGACGCUUCCCUCCGCGUGGGGCGACCUGGGCGCCGGCGGGAAGUCGCCCUGGGAGAUCGCGGCGGGCGCCGAGGACCUCGGCGCCUUCGACGAGUCGACGCUGCCCGCGUCCAGGCUCCGGCAGCACCAGAUCGGCGGAGAGAAGCCGGUCAUGCUGCAGCUCACCGACCUCCAGAGGCAGGGCCUCGGCGGCGAGGAGAGCGGCGGCACGGGGUUCUCGCCGCUGCCGCUGUUCGCGGACCGGUCGCCCCCGCAGUCGCGCGAGGAGAUGGACGGCGGCUUCAAGUCGCCCAAUGGCACGGGAGGUGACCACGCGCUGUUCAACGGAUUCGGGGUGCAUGGCGCCGGCGCCGCCGUGCAGCCGCCGUUUGGCCAGGGAGGAUCAAUGUCGGGGCAGAGCUUCGGAGGAGGGCCGGCGGCGAGCGGAGGCACGACGGCGCCCGCCUCCUCCGGCGGCGGCGGCGGCGCGGCCCCGCCGCGGCAGACGCGCGUGCGGGCGAGGCGAGGGCAAGCCACCGACCCGCACAGCAUCGCCGAACGUCUCCGGCGGGAGAGGAUUGCGGAGCGGAUGAAGUCGCUGCAGGAGCUGGUCCCCAACGCCAACAAGACUGACAAGGCGUCGAUGCUGGACGAGAUCAUCGACUACGUCAAGUUCCUGCAGCUCCAAGUCAAGGUUCUGAGCAUGAGCCGGCUGGGCGGGGCCGCCGGCAUGGCGCCGCUGGUGGCCAGCAUGUCCUCCGAGGCGAAGAGCAGCGCGAAGAGCAGCAACGGCGGCGGGAACAGCGCGGCGGCCGCGGCCGCCAAGGCGAACGGCGGAGGCGAGAGCGGCGGUGGAGCAGGGGCCGGCGGGCUACGGGUGACGGAGCAUCAGGUGGCCAAGAUGAUGGAGGAGGACAUGGGCACGGCCAUGCAGUACCUGCAGGGGAAGGGUCUCUGCCUCAUGCCCAUCUCCCUCGCCUCCGCCAUCUCCUCCGCCACCACCACCACCACCUCCCCGGCCUCGCUCCUCGCCAGGCAGGCCGUCCGCCCCGGCGCCGCCGCCGCCGCGCUGACCUCCGCGAACGGCGGCGGCGACGACGCCCCCGUCCGGCCCGUCAAGGUCGACGCCGGCGCCGCGUCCGGCGGGAAGCCGUGA
Molecule: messenger RNA, 1200 nt
Organism: Triticum turgidum subsp. durum (durum wheat)
Lineage: Eukaryota; Viridiplantae; Streptophyta; Magnoliopsida; Poales; Poaceae
Source: the annotation of a GenBank genome assembly